This is a messenger RNA of Falco peregrinus (peregrine falcon), 2548 nucleotides long. RefSeq names its product StAR related lipid transfer domain containing 3 (gene STARD3). Gene Ontology annotation, molecular function: cholesterol binding; cholesterol transfer activity. The transcript has 15 exons. Bases 287 to 1621 code for a protein of 444 amino acids. The record is from RefSeq and is a predicted model, not a curated record. Gene Ontology annotation, cellular component: late endosome. NCBI's taxonomy places the organism in Eukaryota, Metazoa, Chordata, Aves, Falconiformes, Falconidae.
CGUGUUAGUGUCUGGUGAAACACCCGUGGUUGGUCUCUAUCGCUCUCCAGGUGUUUUUCUCUCCUGGUGCAGCGCUUGGUGCAAAGGCUGUAACUCUCAGAAGAGGUGACAUGAGAAUUAGCUGUUGAAGUCGUCAUGUGAGCUGAGAAGACACAUUAAUAGGAAGUUGGGGGCGCAGGAGGAAAGGAGAAGCGAUGUCACAAGAUGGAAAGGCUUCUUAUUGUGACACACGGACUUGGCAGAUGUUGCCGCGACUGACGUAGGACCCAAGUCGCUUGGGCUGAGGAUGAGCAAACCGACCGAGCUGCAGCACGACCUGGAACGAAGCCUCCCAGCCAUAGCGUCCAUCAGCACCUCGUUCUCCCAGAGCCAGGGCUUCUCCCCGUAUUGCUACUUCUCUCCCGAGAAGAGGAAAGCCAUCUCAGAUGUGAGGAGGACCUUCUGCCUCUUUGUCACCUUCGACCUGCUCUUCAUCUCUUUAUUGUGGAUAAUCGAGUUGAAUACCAAGGAUGGCAUUCAGAAGAACUUGGAGAAUGAAAUCAUCAAGUACAAAUUUAAGGCUUCUUUCUUUGAUAUAUUUGUCUUGGCUUUCUUUCGUUUUUUUGUGUUGCUGCUGGCCUACGCAAUCGUAAAGCUGCGCCACUGGUGGGUCAUAGCGGUCACUACGUUGGUAUCCAGUGCCUUCCUGAUUGUGAAGGUCAUCCUCUCCGAGCUUCUGACCAAAGGGGCUUUCGGCUAUUUACUUCCUAUCGUCUCGUUUGUCAUUGCUUGGCUAGAGACUUGGUUCCUGGAUUUUAAAGUCCUAACUCAGGAAGCAGAAGAGGAACGAUGGUACCUGGCAGCCGAGGCUGCAGCCUCCCGUGGCCCCCUGCUCUACCCCCGAGCCCUUUCCGAGGGACAGUUCUACUCCCCACCGGAGUCCUUCGCAGGGUCGGACAACGAGUCGGAUGAGGAAGGCGCAGGGAGGAAGGUGUUGACAGCUCAGGAGAAAGAGUAUGUCCGACAAGGCAAAGACGCGAUGGAGGUUGUGGACCAAAUCCUCGCCCAGGAAGAGAACUGGAAGUUCGAGAAAAACAAUGACUUUGGUGACGUUGUUUACACUUUUGAAAUACCUUUCCAUGGCAAGACCUUUAUCUUAAAGGCUUUCCUGCAGUGCUCUGCUGAAACGGUUUACCAGGAGGUUAUUCUCCAGCCUGAGAAGAUGAUCCUGUGGAACAGAACAGUGGCAGCUUGCCAGAUUUUGCAGCGGGUUGAAGACAACACGAUCGUCUCGUACGACGUGGCAGCUGGGGCUGCAGGCGGUGUUGUUUCCCCAAGGGAUUUCGUGAACGUGCGCCGGAUCGAGAGAAGAAGAGACAGGUACAUUUCCUCAGGGAUGUCAACCACGCACAGCCUGAAGCCUCCGCUCUCCAAGUAUGUCAGGGGUGAGAAUGGACCGGGAGGAUUCAUCGUCCUGAAAUGUCCCAGCAACCCCAGGGUCUGCACGUUCAUCUGGAUUCUCAACACGGACUUGAAGGGUCACCUGCCCCGGUACCUGAUCCACCAGAGCCUGGCUGCCACCAUGUUCGAGUUCGCCUUCCACCUCCGGCAGCGGGUGGGCGAGCUCUGCGGCAAGCCGUGAGCAGCGGGGACCUGCCCUCGACGGACAUUCCUCUGCGGCCAGGGGUGGGGGGUGACACAGCCAGGAGAGGACCCUGUGACCCCCCCUACCCCACCCCCCAGGGAUGGGGCCGUGUACUUACAGUGCUGACAUGAGGCCGGGGGGUGCUCAGCUCCUCCUGCCCCCGUUCCCCCUAACCGGGGCCCUGAAACCACUGAUCGUUGCGUGCCAAACCUCUGCCCUGCCCUCCUCUGGGUCUGACACCGCGCCCCCCCCCCCCCCCCCCCCCCAUCCCCUCCCGCCGGGGUUUUGGUGACCCCCAGACUCCUGCGCUUGUGCCUCAGUUCCGUGAGGAAGAGGAGCAGAGGAGGAAGCCUCGUUAGGGUGAGAACGGGGGGUCCGUGCCCCGUGCCAGGCUCUGCCCCUCUGCAUGUGGGGGCAGAGGUGCAGCUCGUGCCACCUCCCCCCCCCCUUGCCCAGCUCUCUGGGGGGGGGCUGUGCAGGGGACCCCUCCUCGCUGUUCCUGGGGCUGCCCGGGCCCCUCCUCGGGGCUCGGCUGAGCUCAUCCCCCCCUGCACCCCCUACCCCCCCAUCCUACCCGCAGCUCCUGGCGGAGGCAGAGUGUGAUUUGCCUUAAGCAGAGACUUUGAUCCUUUUUGGGGGGUGCGGGAGGGGGCGGAUGCGGGGGCGACUGCGGUUGCUUUCUACCUGCGAGUGCCGGUGCCGUGUUCUGGGCUAUAAAUGGCAACAGCGCGAAGCCGCCCGCACGCGGGGGCACACGCUGGCAGCACUGCGGCAAGGGGGGGGGGGGGCACCCAGCCUGGGCCCCAGGGGGCUCUCUGCCCCCCCCCCCCCCCAACCCCCCUGUCCUGGGGGUCUGUGCCCCCUCCCCCCAAGGGGUGACACCUCGGGCCGGCGCUUGGCGGAAUUAAAGCCUCGCACUGUGCA